Molecule: messenger RNA, 201 nt
Organism: Rotaria sp. Silwood1
Lineage: Eukaryota; Metazoa; Rotifera; Eurotatoria; Philodinida; Philodinidae
Source: the annotation of a GenBank genome assembly
AUGGAAGUAUUACUCAAAGAACCAUCUGAACAUUCUCAUGUACCUGAUCCAGAUCGGCUGCACCUCAUUCGACUUAAAAAUGAAAUUAAAAGUCGUGGUGCAUCAUCAGAUGAAGGAGCUAGUACGAUACUAUUUGAUGUAUUACGGACAAUUCCAUUAACUAUAACUACUGAUUUACCUACAAAUGGCGCAUUGUUGUAA